Molecule: messenger RNA, 734 nt
Organism: Bombus pyrosoma
Lineage: Eukaryota; Metazoa; Arthropoda; Insecta; Hymenoptera; Apidae
Exons: 3
Coding region: 321-716 (131 amino acids)
Source: RefSeq, a predicted model, not a curated record
UUGGUUUGAGCGCAGAGCAUGUGACAUAAGCCAACCCGAUGAUUGGAGAACUUUAUAUGAGAUAGAUUAUAAGCCUCAUGUUAAUAAAACUUGGGAAAUAAACCAAAUUGCAAAGUGGGAAAAUAAACUUAUUCAGGAGGUAUAUAAAUAUAUAUAUAUAUAUAAAAUAUAAUCCAAAGUAAAUUAUAAAAGACAAAUGAUACAUGAUGUAAUUUUUAAGUGACUUUUAAUUUUUACAAUAAUAUUUUGAAAUACAAUUUCAUUGUAAGGGUUUACCUCAAGAACAAUUUUUUGAUCAUAAAAAGGAAUAUUGUAGUAAUAUGACAACAACUUAUGAUUUGUGUUAUAAUAUUUUACCAAAAAGUUUUAAGGGACCAAAAAUUAGAUCUUAUAAUGCAAGACAGAGGAAAUGGGUCCCUGAACAGGAUUUGACGAAAAGUUUUGGUACAUUAACUCAAUUUGGCUUAAGAGAAGCAUUAAAAGACGAGUUGUACAAAAAUUCACAAGAAGGAAUUGCCAAAUGUCAAUGGUGGUCUACUUAUAGGGAAGAAAUUGGGGAGUUAAAGCUAUUAAAUAUUGAACAAGAUACUCAAUUUCACAGACGAAAAGUGAAUUUUAAUGUGCCAGAUCUUAGACAUUUUGAGCGUAAAUUAUCAGAUUCUGAACAGCGUUUACAUUCAUUGAAAGUUAAAAAUUCAGUGUCACAUGCAAAUUGAGAAUAUGAUAAUAUAAAA